AUGCGGGUUGACACACCUUUGAUACGCUUCAUUAAAGGAAAAGGGGGAAAUACACAAAAGCAAAUUGAGAUGGAGACUGGAGUAAAAAUCAAAUUUCCAUUGUCAAAAGAGGAGACAUCAAUUGUGGCUGAGGGUUCUUCGGUUGGAAAUGUGUCCAGAGCUUCAGAGCAGGCAGAUUACUCCCAUUUCAUAUCUCUACCUUUGGCAGUUCACCCUGGACUUGUAGAAAAGCUACAGAAUUUUCAGAAUUCAAUAUUGGGAAAUUUAGAUAGUAGUCAAGACUUGGGAAUCGAUAAAUCCAUAUUUAUCAAUCCAAAAACAUUUCAUUUGACUGUUCUCAUGCUUAAAUUGUGGAAUGAGGAACGCGUUGCUGCAGCUGCUGAGGUUUUACAGAAAGUCUCUCCAAAAGUGAUGAAAGCUUUGAAAGACCGUCCAAUUUCCAUCAGGUUGAAAGGGUUGGACUGCAUGAGAGGUUCAGUUUCAGAAGCCUGUGUUUUAUAUACUCCAGUUGAGGAGAUUGGUGGCGAGGGUCGCUUGAUGCGGGCUUGUCAAGUCAUUAUUGAUGCCUAUGUGAAAGCUGGCCUUGUUCUCCAGAAGGAUGCGUGCCGCAAGUUGAAGUUGCAUGGGACAGUCAUGAAUGUAAAGUUUAGGAAAAGGACGGUGAGAACGAGGAAGAUCGGUUCCUUUGAUGCUCACGACAUUUUCGAACAAUAUGGGUCUGAAGAGUGGGGUGAGUAUGUGAUUGGUGAGGCGCAUUUAUCGCAGAGGUUCAAGUAUGAUCGAAGUGGCUACUAUCAUCGUUGCGCUUCAAUUCCCUUCCCUUAGAGCCUCGAAGAUUAAUAGUUCUUUUUUUUUCUUUUUCUUUUUAUUUACAUGUUCAAUAAGUGUUUUUAUUGGGUAGUGUUUGAAUUAGGAUUUUGUCUCUCUUACUGUAUGGAUUGUAAAUCAGAUUAUGCAAUUAUUUUAUUUUCAAAGAAGAAAAAUCUAUUUGUGUUU
This is a messenger RNA of Amborella trichopoda, 996 nucleotides long. RefSeq lists its product as uncharacterized. The record is from RefSeq and is a predicted model, not a curated record. NCBI's taxonomy places the organism in Eukaryota, Viridiplantae, Streptophyta, Magnoliopsida, Amborellales, Amborellaceae. Gene Ontology annotation, cellular component: nucleus. Gene Ontology annotation, molecular function: RNA binding. Gene Ontology annotation, biological process: regulation of DNA-templated transcription; DNA alkylation repair.